Apodemus sylvaticus (European woodmouse) is the source of this 3648-nucleotide messenger RNA. RefSeq names its product helicase, POLQ like (gene Helq). The record is from RefSeq and is a predicted model, not a curated record. The transcript is spliced from 18 exons. Gene Ontology annotation, molecular function: nucleic acid binding; ATP binding. Lineage: Eukaryota; Metazoa; Chordata; Mammalia; Rodentia; Muridae. The coding region runs from base 128 to 3298 and encodes 1056 amino acids.
UGACACGGGGCUGCGCUGCGGAGAGAUGGAGAGCUGAUGCUGGGUUACUUAACUUACGCUCCAGAACGGCGGCACCAGCCCCGGUCUGCACCGAGGGCGGCUGUCGCAGGGACUCUGGGCCGUUGUCAUGGAGGGCGGCUGUUCCCGCAUCCGCCGGCGGGUGUCUGUCCGCAAAAGGAACCGCGGCAGCCCAGAGAGCCUCGGUGCCUCCCCGACCCGGGCCGAGCUCCAGGCCACCGAGGACACGGAGGACGAAGCUGCAGCCGAAAGCCGCCGCCGCCGGAAAACCGGGAGCCCGGAGUCCGCCCAGGGAAAUGACAGUGAAGAGGAUAUGUUUGGUGACUAUAACAGCUUUACAGAAAAUUCCUUCUUAGCUCAAGUUGAUGACCUGGAACAGAGAUAUAUACAACUGUCUGAAUGUGGGAGCCAUGGCGUCAAAGACAGCCUCGGGGUUGCUGCUGUGAACGACGCUGCUGACUCUGAACCUAGAGAACACAUAAGGAAGCAGACUGAUCAAGGCAGCCCUGCUGAACCAGAAGCUGGAGAUGAUCUUUCUUUUGAUGUGCCUUCUUCUCAGAUUUUGUAUUUUGAAAACAUGCAGAACUCUUCAAAAGCUUUGGGUGACCAGUCUACUAAGGAAAGAGACAGAAGCUCACAUAAGUCAUCAAAUGAAGAAUUGGCCUGCAACCACCUAGAGCAACCCCGGCAAAAUGCUGACUCCUCUAACGUUGGGGCUUCUUCAGAGACAAACAGGAGAAAAAGCAUUAAAGACCGUCUGAAAAGUGCCAUGGCCGAGAACGCCAGGGCCCAGGCCCCAGUAUUCCCCAGGAGUAAACAACUCAAAGAGACGCUCCUGUCUGAGGAGAUCAGCGUCGCUAAGAAAGCCAUUGAGUCACCAUCAGAUGAUCUUGGUCCCUUUUAUUCGCUGCCCAGCAAAGUGAGAGACCUUUACAUUCAGUUGAAAGGAAUCAAAAAACUAUAUGACUGGCAGCAUACAUGUUUAACGUUAAGUUCUGUGCAAGAAAGAAAAAAUUUAAUAUAUUCCUUGCCAACGAGUGGCGGAAAGACCCUUGUGGCUGAGAUCUUAAUGCUGCAAGAACUGCUCUGCCGACAGAAAGAUGUUUUGAUGAUCCUUCCGUACGUGGCAAUUGUCCAAGAAAAGAUUUCUAGUUUGUCGAGUUUUGGGAUAGAACUUGGUUUCUUUGUUGAAGAAUACGCUGGAAGCAAAGGAAGAUUCCCUCCGAUUAAAAGGAGGGAAAAGAAGUCGCUGUAUAUCGCCACCAUCGAGAAAGGGCACAGCCUGGUGAACGCUUUUAUCGAAACCGGAAGGAUAGGCACUCUGGGUCUGGUCGUCGUCGAUGAGUUGCACAUGAUUGGUGAAGGGAGCCGUGGUGCCAUACUGGAGAUGACCCUGGCAAAAGUCCUCUACACCAGCAAGACAACUCAGAUUAUCGGCAUGAGUGCAACAUUAAACAAUGUAGAAGACCUGCAGGCGUUCCUUAAAGCCGAGUAUUACAGCAGUCAGUUCCGACCAGUGGAAUUAAAAGAGUUCCUGAAAGUAAAUGACACCAUCUAUGAGGUGGACAGCCAGGCUGAGAACGGCAUGACCUUUUCCCGGCUCCUGACGUACAAGUACUCUGAUGCCCUGAAGAAGAUGGAUCCCGACGGCUUAGUGGCAUUGGUGACAGAAGUUAUUCCUAACUACUCCUGCCUGGUUUUUUGUCCCAGUAAGAAGAACUGUGAAAAUGUAGCAGAAAUGUUGUGCAAAUUUUUAAGCAAGGACUAUCUAAACCACAGAGAGAAAGAAAAAUGCGACGUGAUUAGAAGUCUGAGGAAUGUGGGCCACGGCAAAGUGUGCCCUGUCCUGAAGCGCACUGUCCCUUUCGGCAUUGCCUACCACCACAGCGGGUUAACUAAUGACGAGCGGAAGCUUCUGGAAGAGGCCUACUCCAAAGGUGUGCUCUGUCUCUUCACCUGUACGUCCACCCUGGCAGCUGGGGUCAACCUGCCUGCAAGGAGAGUCAUCUUAAGAGCUCCCUACGUGGCUAACGCGUUCUUAAAGAGGAAUCAGUACAAGCAGAUGAUCGGCAGGGCUGGCCGGGCGGGGAUAGACACAGCCGGGGAGAGCAUCCUUCUGCUGCAAGAGAAAGACAAGCAGCAGGUCCUGGAACUAAUAAACGGACCGCUGGAGGACUGCCACAGCCGCCUCGUUGAGGAAGUCACCAAGGGACUGCAGAGUCUGUUUCUCUCCUUAAUUGGCCUGAAGAUUGCAGCCAGUCUUGGUGACAUAUAUCAGUUUAUGAAUGGUACACUUUUUGGUGUUCAGCAAAAGAUUUUAUUGAAAGAAAAAAGUCUCUGGGAAGUAACAGUUGACGCUCUUGAACACCUGACAGAGAAAGGACUUCUACAGAAAGAUAGCCACAAGGAGAAGUUACAGUGUCACUUCCGGAUUACAAAGCUGGGUCAAGCUUCCUUUAAGGGAGCCAUUGAUUUGGCCUAUUGUGGCACUCUGUACAGAGACUUGAAGAAAGGUCUGGAAGGACUUGUGCUGGAGAGCCUUCUCCAUCUGGUCUACCUAACCACACCCUACGACCAUGCUGCUCAGUUGGAGCCUGACUGGAUGGUGUACUUCAGGCAGUUUAGUCAACUCAGCCCAGCAGAGCAAAAUGUAGCCGCUCUUCUUGGAAUCUCCGAAAGUUUUAUCGGGAAAAAAGCAUCAGGACAAGCCAUCAGAAAGAAGGUGGACAAGAACGUUGUCAACAGACUCUAUCUGUCUUUCGUCCUUUAUUCCUUGCUGAGAGAGACCAACGUUUGGAGUGUGUCUGAGAAAUUUAACAUGCCCCGAGGAUACGUGCAGAGCCUGCUUAUGGGAGCUGCCUCGUUCUCCUCCUGCAUACUGCACUUCUGUGAGGAGCUGGAGGAACUGUGGGUUUACAAAGCCCUUUUGGUGGAACUCACCAAGAAGCUGACAUACUGCGUGAAGGCGGAGCUGAUCCCUCUCAUGGAAGUGACCGGGGUCCUAGAGGGCCGAGCAAAGCAGUUAUAUAGCGCAGGUUACAGAAGUGUCACGCACUUAGCCAAUGCCAACCCAGAAGUGCUGGUGAAGACGAUUGAUCAUCUGUCCAGAUGGCAAGCCAAGCAGAUUGUUUCCUCAGCCAAGAUGCUGUUGCAUGAAAAGGCAGAGGCGUUGCAAGAAGAAGCAGAAGAAUUACUAAGAUUGCCUGCAGACCUCCCUGGGCUUGGGGGUUCCAACUCUGAAAGGACAGGAGGCCAUGCUGGGGACGUGACUCUGAGCUAGGGCGUUUGCCUGAGAUGCCUCGGGCCCAUGUUAGAUCCUCAGUACCUCCAAGAAAGAAGAAGAAGCUGCAGUGCUGAGACCUGCAUGCAGUGAGCGCCUGUAAUCCCAGCACGUGGGAGGCAGAGGACGCACAAUGCGUGUCAGAAGUCCGCUCCAACUACAGAGUCAGAUGCUAGCCUGGGCUGCGGGAGGGAGUCCCUGUCUCCAAAAGGGAAAAAAAAAAACAUGAAGCUGUCUGAUGUAUGUUUUUUAAUUUGACUUAUUUAUUAUAUAUAUAUCUUAUUGAAAAUCCCCUAUGUAAAUGAGAUAUGUAUUUUAAUUAUACAUUAAAACCUGUGGGUGAGCUUUUA